CGUUAGCACUUCCGGGUUCCAAUGUUUACAUCUGGGAGCAGCGUGGAAACCACAGAGCUCUCCUCUUGGCUUAUAAAAACAUGAUUCGUGUCGGAAACAACACGUUCUGCAGGUUCUAGGAGUUAUACUCACUCACGGGCUCUGUCCUCAGGAUCGGCUGCUGAGGGUCCAAGUAAAGCGUAAACUAUGAAGAAGAAAAGCAGACGUCCGAGGACAUCAGAGACUGCAGCACAGACCAGCAGGACAGCAGCAACAGCAGCGGGCUUCAGUGAGGAGAAGAGGCCGGCAGGAAACAGAGGAAGACCGAGAAAGACCGUCCCUGCGACCACAGAAAGUUUCUACGAAGCAAAAGAUGAGCCUGCUAACUUCAGUGUGACGGCAGCUGAUGACACACAGAAACAUCCAGAGAGCAAGUCCAGACCUACAGGUCGACUGUCAGCAGCUGUCUGCCGGCUCUGCCAUGGGAAGUUCUCUCCUCGCAGCCUGCGGCAUGCCUUCAACAGGUGGCCCCAGGACUCCAUUGACAUCGUCGAUGAUGAGUCGGACUCUGUGGCCCAGUCGACUCUUUUAUUCCACUCAGACUUCCAGCGAUUGGUGGGCGUCCAGUUGGACCGUGACCCCAGGCUCUCAGAGUUUAUCUGUAAGAAAUGCCAUGCCAAGUUCUACAAGUGCCAAAGCAUCCUGAUCAGGUUUCUGCAGACAGUCAACCUCCCACCGGUGGGGAAAGAUAAUCUCAAAAGCCAGAGGAAUGCAAAGUGUUCAGAGCCCUUUGGAAAUCAUGCUUCAACUGCACCCCCCUCCUUCAGCUCAGACCCCAAGUGCCUCCACAGUCUGGUGUCCUGGGCCCACCAGCACGGAGAGGCCUGCCACUACUGCCCUGACCUGAAGGAGGUGCUGGAGGGUCAGUGCUGGGGCUCGGUGAAGGCGGUGUGGGGCUGUGUUGAUGGUCACAGCUACAUUAUGGACACUCAGUGCACAACCACAAACCCAGGCUACGCUCUGAACUUUAGCACAGAGGCUUUAGGAAGCGGUAACGGUGAAGGAGUGAUCUCAGAGGAGGAGGACCAGGAACAGGAGGAGGAGGAAAAUGAAGAGGAGCAAGCUAGCAGGAACGAGAGGAUUCCAGUUGGAAGUCUGGUUCAAGCAGUCCCAGGUCAGACUCACAGCUCAGUGAUGGCAGACUGGACACACUCUGAAGUCUUCACAGGUCCUGAGGGGCCCUGCGCUCUGACUGAAGCCCAGCUGGAGAACAGAGCUGCUGCUGCUGACAGUGAUCUGUCUGACAGGGUCAUCUCAGAGGAUGAGUUUGAUGAGAGUACAAAGAGAGGGUUAUCAGAUGACGAGUUGUUUGAUCCUCACUCAGACAAGAGAGCUCGCAGGAUGACCGUCGCCAGCAAGAAGAAGAGAGGCCCUAAAGCCCUGGAGGAGCCCAAAAUCAAAAAGAAACCUGGACCCAAACCGGGCUGGAAGAACAAGUUCAAACCAAAAGGAGAGGAGCUGCCCAACAUUUACAAGUGUCCUUAUCAGGGCUGCACAGCCGUCUACAGAGCUCCAGAUGGUUUGAAGAAACACAUCAAGGAGCAUCACGAGGAGAUGAGAGAGCGACCCUGUCCUCAUCCGGGCUGCAACAAGGUCUUCAUGAUCGACCGGUACCUGCAGCGGCACGUCAAGCUCAUCCACACAGAGGAGAGGAACUACAUCUGUGACCAGUGUGGCCAAACCUUCAAACAGAGGAAACACCUCUCGGUCCAUCAGAUGAGACAUUCAGGGGCCAAGCCACUGCAAUGUGAGGUGUGCGGUUUCCAGUGUCGCCAGCGUGCGUCACUAAAAUACCACAUGACCAAACACAAGGCGGAGGCAGACUUGGAAUUUGCGUGUCUGCUGUGUGGAAAACGUUUCGAGAAGGCUCACAACCUGAACGUGCACAUGUCCAUGGUCCACCCGCUGACUCAGGCCGAGGCUCAGAGAGGCAGCACCCAACAGCAGCAGCCGCCGCUCUACCCCGACCUGCACACCAUCACUCUGACCGGGGAGGUGGUUCAGCAAGACCAGGACAGAUGACAGCAGGGAGUCAGAGUCCAGAUCUGCUGCACGGGUACAUAAACUAUGGAACAGGGACCCGCUCUGUAGACCUGUACAGUAGUCUCCAUGUUUUCACAUUCAGCGCAUGGACUGAGACCGGCUUCUGCCUCCCCCGGCCUGAGGAGCACUCGCUCUGUUAUUUAUCAACGUAGCAUUUUUAGCUCAUAAUAUCAACGCCAAUCUCUGCUUCAACAUGUAUUCAAUGUUUAGUGAAUAUUGGCCAAGCUGCUGACAGAUUCAUCAUCUUACAGGCAGCUCUUAUAGCGUAUCAGGUAUUUUUUUAAACCUGGACUAUUUUUUAUAUAUUCUGGGAUCCAAAUUGCAUUUUACAUUUUCAUUAGAGCAAGAUGUUUUUCAGAAACCAGAAAAACUUUAGACCGCUUUCCUCAAAGCCACCAGACUUUUCACAGAAGCAGAAACAAACAUAUCAAGGCAGCAGGAGACGAGUAUCUUUAAGUUCUGCUAGUUACAAUUUCAGCAGAGUUUGGUGGCUUUAAAGAGAGCGAUGCAGCAGCUGUUUGUGGUUUCAAAAGAGAAUCUCUCUCUUUAAGUUACGUCUUUCUGUAGUGUUGCUAAAAAAAAAUUUAAAUAACUAUCUUAACCUGGAAAUGGGAAAAACCCUUGUAGAGGAUGUAGGCUGGUUGCAACAAUGAACUGAAGCAAAUCCAGAACUUUACAUUUAAAAUAAAAACAAAAAAAUGAAAGUUCCCUUUUUAAAUAUUAAUUUAUUUCGAGCAUCCCUUUCAUCAUUCCAACUUCCUUAAUCUUGUUUGGAGGAGACAAACACGUCUGUGAUGCUUCACAGAAAUGUGGUGUUCAGGAUCUUACGGUCAAAUUCCACCAGAUCCGUGUCCAUUCUGUCUCCGACUUGUCACAGCACUGGAUCUGAUAGCUUUCUAUUCGAUUAACGCAUUAAUCUCAACAGAGCAGAUGGAGCGAGGCAGGAAGUCAGGCACCAAAACAAAAUGAAAACAUCCGGUUAAUUUUCAGAAUAAAACACUCUGUGUUAUCACCAGAUCGUAUUUCAUUUAACUACAACAACAAACCGUCAUGAUGAGUGGAGCCAGGCCUGGAGUCUUUUCUGCUUUUUUUUAUUGUAUUUUUUACUUUUACAUGUUAGAAAUAAAGUCAUCAAAUCAAAUCAAACAGGUCAGAGGUUUUCAGAGGACCAGAAAGACAACAUGGAUGAGGAGAGGAGGAGGAGAAUCCUUGAUUCAGUGAUUGCCGCGGGAAAACCUUGGUCACAUGACUCCAGCUGUCCGGCGGUCCUGCUCUGCAGCGGAACGGAGAUGGACCAGACACAGAUCUGGUGGAAGUCCUGUGUUACAAUCAUUCUCCUAUCUGAAGGAAGAAUAGAUCUAACAAAAGUCUCUGUCUCUAAGAUUGUAGUUCAGUUUCAUUUGGAUGCAUCUGUAGUUAUUAAGUGACACAUGCAGCAGACACUCCAUGAGCAGCGUCAGAAAUAAAUCCAUCAACUCGUGAUUCAGCUGACCCUGCAGCUCAUCAAAGUGAUGUUGGUUUAAAGAGUCAGUCAGUAAUAAUGUACGCUCUGUUAUCUGAUUCUAUGCUGCACAGUGUUUUUAUUUAAGUGAACUCAUUAAGUGGCUUUUCUGAAACAAAUGAAAGAUGGUUUCAUGUCGGACUAAAGGAUUAUAACUGACAGAGACUUAAACCACAUCUGGUGCCUCUGUUACUGAUCUGAUGUACACAUGAAGUUUCACUGCUGUUGGACUCGCUCUGAUCUGUCAGCUGAAGAGAUCAGAGCAGAUUCUACUUCAGUGUGAGUCCUGUAAUGUAAUAAUAAUAAUGUAAAGCUGUGUCACAUCCUUGCAGGGCAGAGUGUGAAGAACAAUCUGAAGAAUCUCCAACGUUCACGUCAGUUUUAUUUCAUGUUUGUAUAAACUUGUCACAGUGUAAAGGGCUUCAGGUGUACAUGUGUAUGAUACAGUCCUGUGUGCAUUAUGUAAAUAAAUGCAAUUCUUUUUUUUUUUUUA
Notolabrus celidotus (New Zealand spotty) is the source of this 4076-nucleotide messenger RNA. RefSeq names its product zinc finger protein 276 (gene znf276). Bases 187 to 2061 code for a protein of 624 amino acids. The record is from RefSeq and is a predicted model, not a curated record. Gene Ontology annotation, molecular function: zinc ion binding; chromatin insulator sequence binding. Gene Ontology annotation, biological process: regulation of transcription by RNA polymerase II. NCBI's taxonomy places the organism in Eukaryota, Metazoa, Chordata, Actinopteri, Labriformes, Labridae. Gene Ontology annotation, cellular component: nucleus; chromosome; kinetochore. The transcript has 12 exons.